AUCAUCUUAGUCAUUCUAUAAACUUCUGCCCCAUUUAUUUUAUUUAUUUGACAAUAUUAGUAUAAAUUGUACCAAGUGGAAAAUUGUAUAUAUUUAAGCCAAAUGGAAAAGAAGUCCUGGGUUGCACCGCUUACCUCGUUCACCAACAGUACCGCCAGUAACGAAGACAGACCCCGCAACUCGGGAUCGGUAAACCAAGAUGGGGACCCAAGGUCCAUGCCUCACCCAGCGGUUCCGGCUAAGAAGUGCACAUGUCCCAGCUGCGCUUGCCAACGUAAUGACCAUAAAGCCAAUCCGGUACCUCCUCCGCCUCAACCACGCAAGCCUGCAGCCGAGCCGGAAAGCCCCCACGAUACAGUAAAUGACGAGGACAGUUUGAAGGACAUGAGACGUUCGACGGACCAAUCCCACAAGAGCGCUCAUAUCGCAUUGGAGAAGAAUGAGGACUCGGGUUUUGUGAUCGAGCAGGUGGUUGAUAUGCACAAAUAUUCGUCGGAUGAGGAAGAGGAGGAGGAGACGAUGGGUCGCAUUUUCGGAGUGUCCGGUCCGGUGGUCAAUGCCGAGGAGAUGGCCGGCGCAGCCAUGUACGAGCUGGUUCGCGUCGGACACUCCCAGCUAGUUGGUGAGAUCAUUCGACUGGAGGGUGACAUGGCCACCAUUCAGGUUUACGAGGAUACUUCGGGUGUGAGCGUGGGUGAUCCCGUCUACCAGACGGGAAAACCGCUCUCCGUGGAAUUGGGACCCGGCAUCAUGGGCAGCAUCUUCGAUGGUAUCCAGCGACCAUUGAGAUCCAUCAGUGAACUGACCAACUCCAUAUACGUGCCCAAGGGCAUCGAUACGCCCUCGCUGCCCAGGAACAUUGCGUACGAAUUCACACCCGGAAAAUUGAAGAUCGAUGCUCUGAUCACUGGCGGGGACAUCUACGGAUCUGUUUUCGAAAACAGCAUGAUGCACGAUCACCGCCUGAUACUACCGCCCCGCUGCAAAGGGCGCAUCCGGUGGUUGGCCCCGCCCGGAAACUACUGCGUGGACGAAGUCAUCGUGGAGACGGAGUUCAACGACGAGGUCACGAAGCACACCAUGCUCCAGGUGUGGCCCGUACGCAAAUGUCGUCCUGUGGAGGAUAAGCUCCCCAGCAAUUCACCACUCCUUACUGGCCAGCGCGUCCUGGACGCCUUCUUUCCAUGUGUCCAGGGUGGAACAACCGCCAUUCCGGGAGCGUUUGGAUGUGGAAAGACCGUCAUCUCCCAGGCCCUGUCCAAAUACUCCAACUCCGAUGUCAUCAUCUACGUGGGCUGCGGCGAGCGCGGAAACGAGAUGUCCGAGGUUCUGCGGGACUUUCCGCAGCUUGAGGUUGAGGUCAACGGCACCAUGGAGUCAAUUAUGAAGCGGACUGCCCUGGUGGCCAAUACCUCCAAUAUGCCGGUGGCUGCCCGAGAAGCCUCCAUCUACACGGGCAUCACCCUCUCGGAAUACUUCCGCGACAUGGGCUACCAUGUGUCCAUGAUGGCGGACUCUACAUCUCGAUGGGCGGAGGCGCUGCGUGAGAUUUCCGGACGUCUGGCCGAGAUGCCUGCCGAUGCUGGCUAUCCGGCUUACUUGGGAGCUCGACUGGCCUCCUUCUACGAGAGAGCCGGACUGGUGAAGUGCCUGGGCAGUCCCGAUCGGGAGGGAUCCGUGUCCAUUGUGGGAGCUGUGUCGCCUCCCGGUGGCGACUUCUCUGAUCCCGUGACCUCCGCCACCCUGAGUAUCGUUCAGGUCUUUUGGGGUCUGGACAAGAAGCUGGCCCAGAGAAAGCACUUUCCAUCGGUGAACUGGCUGCAAUCGUACUCCAAGUACAUGCGCACUCUGGACACUUACUACGAGGAGUCCAAUCCGGAGUUCACCCAUCUGCGAGCAAAGGCCAAGAAGGUGCUGCAGGAGGAGGAUGACCUAGCGGAAAUCGUCCAACUGGUGGGCAAGUCGUCGUUAAACGAGGAGGACAAGAUCACUCUCGAGGUGGCCAAGAUGCUGAAGGAUGACUUCCUGCAGCAGAACUCGUAUAGUCAAUACGAUGCCUACUGCCCCUUCUUCAAGACCAUUGGCAUGCUGAAGAACAUGAUGACCUUCUAUGAUGCGGCGAUCCUGGCGGUGCAGAAUACGGCGGACAAUGAGGCGCGUGUAACCUGGGGCUUGAUCCGGAUAAAAGCCGCUCAUAUUCUUUACGAGCUCUCCACCAUGAAGUUCAUUGAUCCGAAGCUGGGUGAAGCGACUGUCCUGGAGAGCAUGAACAAGCUACAUGACAAUAUCCUUUCAACUUUCAGGGAGAUAGAGGAUAAUGUCGAGGACUAUUAGAAGUUGUAAGGUUUAAGUAAAGACUUAAAUUAUUGUAUCGAUUCGUAUUUUAAAAAUUAAAGUGCAUCUUCUGUCAUA
This is a messenger RNA of Drosophila simulans, 2412 nucleotides long. RefSeq names its product V-type proton ATPase catalytic subunit A (gene Vha68-3). Gene Ontology annotation, biological process: ATP metabolic process; proton transmembrane transport. Gene Ontology annotation, cellular component: lysosomal membrane; proton-transporting V-type ATPase, V1 domain. Lineage: Eukaryota; Metazoa; Arthropoda; Insecta; Diptera; Drosophilidae. Bases 103 to 2334 code for a protein of 743 amino acids. Gene Ontology annotation, molecular function: proton-transporting ATPase activity, rotational mechanism; ATP binding; ATP hydrolysis activity. The record is from RefSeq and is a predicted model, not a curated record. The transcript is spliced from 2 exons.